UCUUCCGGAGGCGCGUGCGCGGGCUGCAGGGUCUGGCCGUCUGUCAUGGGCUUCCUUUUGCUGCUCGCGGUUCUGUUCCCUCUUCAAGGCGGCCCGUGGCUCCAGCUAGGAAAUGCACAGACCACUAGCAUGGUCCAGCUGCCUGGUGGGAGAUUCCUGAUGGGAACAGAUGCUCCAGAUGGCAGAGAUGGUGAAGGGCCUGCCCGGGAAGUAACAGUUAAACCCUUUGCUAUCGACGUAUUUCCUGUCACCAAUAAAGAUUUCAGGGAGUUUGUCAGGGAGAAGAAGUACCGGACAGAGGCUGAGGCAUUUGGGUGGAGCUUUGUCUUUGAGGAUUUCGUCUCCAGUGAACUGAGAAACAAAGCAAACCAGCAGAUGCAGUCUGUUCUCUGGUGGCUUCCAGUGGAAAAGGCUUUCUGGAGGCAGCCUGCAGGUCCCGGCUCUGGCAUCCGAGAGAGGCAGGAGCUGCCGGUGGUGCAUGUGAGCUGGAACGACGCUCAUGCGUACUGUGCAUGGCGGGGAAAGAGGCUGCCCACCGAAGAGGAGUGGGAGUUCGCUGCCCGAGGGGGCUUAAAGGGUCAGGUAUAUCCAUGGGGGAACAGAUUCCAGCCAAACCGCACCAACCUGUGGCAGGGAACAUUCCCCAAAGGUGACAAGGCAGAAGAUGGCUUCCAUGGGCUGUCUCCAGUGAAUGCAUUCCCCCCACAGAAUGACUAUGGGCUCUAUGACCUCAUGGGCAAUGUGUGGGAGUGGACCGCUUCAAUGUACCCGGCUGCCAACCAGGACAUGCGAGUCCUCCGGGGUGCAUCCUGGAUUGACACAGCGGAUGGUUCUGCCAAUCAUCGGGCCCGGGUCACCACCAGAAUGGGCAACACUCCAGAUUCAGCCUCAGACAACCUUGGCUUCCGCUGUGCUUCCAGUGUAAGCCGACCACCCCGGGAACUGUGAGCAGCCAUCCAAACUGGCCACUUCCCUCAGGCCUUAUUCCUCAGAGCACGCCCCGACCAUGCUCCAGAUGCAGCCAAACCGUGCCCCUCAGUUCAGCCUGAAGGGCUGGGUGGGGUGCCCUCCGCUCUCCCUUCCCCAUACUCAAGGGCCCAGCACAUUGACUGGGCUGGGUGCUGGGCACUGGAUGUUUCUCGUUUACAUGAACCACCUGGGGACCAAAUGCUGACAACUGGAACAGUGUUUCUUAAAUAAAUAAUUCUGUCUCCUCCC
Dipodomys ordii (Ord's kangaroo rat) is the source of this 1218-nucleotide messenger RNA. RefSeq names its product sulfatase modifying factor 2 (gene Sumf2). The record is from RefSeq and is a predicted model, not a curated record. The coding region runs from base 46 to 948 and encodes 300 amino acids. NCBI's taxonomy places the organism in Eukaryota, Metazoa, Chordata, Mammalia, Rodentia, Heteromyidae. Gene Ontology annotation, cellular component: endoplasmic reticulum. The transcript is spliced from 9 exons.